Molecule: messenger RNA, 2255 nt
Organism: Schistosoma intercalatum
Lineage: Eukaryota; Metazoa; Platyhelminthes; Trematoda; Strigeidida; Schistosomatidae
Source: the annotation of a GenBank genome assembly
AAACUUUGUGUUUGCUUUACCCGCGCUCUAUGUCUUUCGCGUUUUCCUGUUUUCAUGAGUGCUUUCCGAUACUUCUCUGUCAUUGAUGCGGAACAUUGGACAUUCGUGAUAUGUCAACUUUUUACGCUACUAUCAGGCUGUGUAAUGCAGAAAUGCAUACCACCAUGUACAGAAAAUUCCAAGCGCCGUCACCUUUUUGAGUUUGUCAGCGGAUUUUUGAUGAUGUAUCUUGUUUAUGGACCUCUAGUUGUUCAUAUGCUUGCUCAAGCCAUACCGGCAUACUUGAUGAUGGUUUUUCUUCCAUCAUCUGUUGCUCAGUAUGGCAUUUUAGUUUUCUCAAUGACAUAUUUAUCUUCAGUACAUAUUCACAGGUGUAUGUAUAACCCCCGACUUGAUAUCUCUGCGGCUCUGAUGGUGCAAACUCAAAAGCUAUCUUCUUUGGCUUUUAACAUCAAUGAUGGAGUAAAGUUGUCAAAGAAAGGAGUAGCUGACCAAGAAUACCACAAGCUUCAUGCCGUUGAACGUCGACCUCGUCUUCUCCAGUUUGGUGGAUAUUUAUUCUCAUUUCAUAAUGUAAUGAUUGGCCCCUUCAGCUUUUUUGCUGAUUAUAUGAGAUUUAUUCAGGGUCAAGAAUCAGAUCAGCUCCUCGAUGAAACUGAUAAAAAGCGAUUCGAGGAUAACAAGGAGGCGAUACGUUCCGCUAAAGCAGAGAAAUGGAAACAGGUGAAACUUCUACUCCUUCAUUCUAUAUUAGUCUUAUGGUCCUUUCAUAGUUUUAAACCCGAGGAAUUUCUGUCUGAAAGUUUUGCAAAAAAGAAUUACUUUCAAAAAUUCAUCUACCUGUCAAUCGCGUGUUUUGGUUUUCGUCAAAAGUUCUAUUUUGCUUGGACUCUUAGUUGUCUAUCAAAUUUAGUCGCAGGUUUUGGAUUUUCUGGAUUUAAUAGUGAAGGCGAACCGGAAUAUCGUCUGGCUACUAAUAUUUACUUUUUGCCUAUUGAGCUUGGUACAAGUACAAAAACAAUCAUAGAUUCUUGGAAUACAGCAACAACACGUUGGUUACGUGAAUGUAUAUAUGAUCGUGUACCAAAACGUUAUGCUGUUUGGUCAGUUUUCGUUGCAUCAGCCAUGUGGCAUGGUUUCUAUCCAGGUUAUUAUCUAGUUUUUGUGUCUGCAGCUCUAAUCACAGUGACAGGAAGAGUUUGUCGAAAACAUCUCCGGCCGUAUUUUCUUCGUUCAUCCGGAUUACAUUGUUUCUAUAAUGUACUAACUAAUUUAGGCGCUAUGUUAUGUUUAAAUUAUUUGGGUGUACCGUUUCUUCUAUUGACUACUGAUAAAGUUUUGCAUUUUUGGAGACAAAUGCACUUUAUUGGACAUAUUGGACCAUUGGCUUUAAUUAUUGGCGUUCCUUUAUUAUGUGGUAAACCAGGAGAAAUAUAAGAAUAUAUACUAAUGAUAAUAUGACAUGGAUUUAGAAAAAAAUUUUUUUUUAAAUAAAUGUUCGUCAUAUAUUCACAAAUGUACUUGGUAAUAAUAGAGGAAAAGUAAGGAUCAGCCGAUGAUAUCCGUUUAAGUCUCAACAUAUACGUUACUUUAUUGUUAAUAAUAAAUAAGAAUACGAUUUUCCCUACUAUUUAUUAUUAUUAAUAACAAACACAAUAAGACCCUUCAAGCAUAUGAACACACACAUACAUAUGCGUUUUGUCAGCCAAUAUUCUUCAUAUCAUAUUACAUUUACUCUAUUCUUAUUAGUAUUAUUAAUGGCGUUGUUAUUUUAUUAUCUCCAGCUUUUUACAACUGACCUCAAAAGUAUGUUUUCUUGUUUGGUUUUAUUUUUUUUGUUCUUCAUUAUUCAUUGUCCACAAUGUAUGUUUAUUAUUUUGUUACUACUUAUAUCUGUUUAAGUUGUAAAAGAGCGUAUAUAUAUAUAUAUAUGUGUGUGUGUGUUUAUGUAUAAAUUUAUCUCCUCAUAUUCAUGUACUAUUUUGUUACUCUUUUUUUGUGUGUUAGUGGUUAACACAUUACAAUUUGUUGUUUACAAAACUGGCAUAUGAUAAGAUAAUAAAAUAAGACGCAGUCUAUGUGUUUCAUAAUCAUUAUUCAUAUUAGAAUCAAUGUUUAAUAUACAAAAAAAGAGAUUGAUACAAUAUUUCUCAUGUUGAUAUAACUAAUGAAUAGCGUCAUUUGAAACUGUGAUAUACUACUAAUUAGAUAAUUAAAAUAACUCAUUGAAUAAAAAUAAAGAGAAUUCAGCAAAG